UACUAAUCAUCUAGUAUUGCAACUUCUCUCUCAAGUCUUAUAUUUCUUUUGUUGCUUAUAAUCCCAUCAUGUCUAUCAAGAGUGUGUUUCCUCUCCUAGUGGUUACACUAUGCAUCGCUGCCUCGGUUAACGCUCAGCUACCGCAGUUUCCACCGAUCCAGUUCCCUUUUCCAAAUCCCUUCCAACCAAUGCCAGGAAUGCCCGACCUGACCAAGUGCUGGUCGACAGUUAUGGAUUUGCCAGGAUGCUUGGCUGAGAUCAGACAAGCCGUCAUGACCGGCAAAUUUUGGACCGUUGGUCCAGCUUGUUGUAAAGCUUUCCUAGACGCUGAAGCUAACUGCACACCAAAUCUUCCUUUCAACCCGUUUUUCCCACCUAUGCUAAAACAACAGUGCAUGAAAAACGCUCCUCCUCCAACCACCGCACUCUAGAAUGCAACAAGUGGUUGUGUUAUGUCAUAUGUGAGACAUUAUUUUUUUUUUCCAAAAUUUGUGUUAGUCCCAGAAUGUUGUUGGGUUUGAACAACAACAGCAAAAAGAAAGAAACAAUGAUCUAAUAAUAAUAAAGUUCAGUUUCUUA
Capsella rubella is the source of this 579-nucleotide messenger RNA. RefSeq lists its product as uncharacterized. Gene Ontology annotation, cellular component: vesicle; extracellular region. The transcript has a single exon. Bases 69 to 431 code for a protein of 120 amino acids. Lineage: Eukaryota; Viridiplantae; Streptophyta; Magnoliopsida; Brassicales; Brassicaceae. Gene Ontology annotation, biological process: double fertilization forming a zygote and endosperm; regulation of double fertilization forming a zygote and endosperm; regulation of protein localization to cell surface. The record is from RefSeq and is a predicted model, not a curated record.